Messenger RNA from Telopea speciosissima, 2560 nucleotides. Its product is annotated as protein FAR1-RELATED SEQUENCE 6-like. The record is from RefSeq and is a predicted model, not a curated record. NCBI's taxonomy places the organism in Eukaryota, Viridiplantae, Streptophyta, Magnoliopsida, Proteales, Proteaceae. Gene Ontology annotation, biological process: regulation of DNA-templated transcription. The coding region runs from base 108 to 2105 and encodes 665 amino acids. Gene Ontology annotation, molecular function: zinc ion binding. The transcript has 2 exons.
CCUACCAAACUACCGCCCAAUCUCUCUCUUUCUCUGUGCUCGAGCCUGUGUGUCUGUGUUGGUACGGUAACCAAAGUGAUCCCUCUGGGUCGAAACUCGAAAGGCUGAUGGAGAUUGUUUCUCUUAAUAGUGAGCCAUUGUCUGAGGAUGAGAGCAAUGAGCCUGGGAUAAAAAGAGAUUGUGCAACACCAGAUUCUGGUGGUCAAAAAGGUGGAACACUAGGGAAUAAGGAGUUUGUGCCACCUUUUGUGGGAAUGGAGUUUGAUUCCUAUGAUGAUGUUUACAAUUUCUACAAUUGCUAUGCUAAGGAACUGGGAUUUGGCAUCAGAGUAAAGAGUUCAUGGUUUAGAGAAAAGAAUAAAGAUAAGUAUGCUGCAGUACUUUGUUGUAGUAGAGAAGGUUUUAAAAAGAAGCGAGAAACAUACAACUUAAGGCCUGAAACAAGAACUGGCUGCCCAGCAAUGUUGAGGGUUAAAUUAAUGGACUCUGAAAAGUGGAAAGUGAUGGAAGUUAGUCUUGAGCACAACCAUUUAAUCACUCCUGCCAGUGUGCAAUUCUAUAAAUCACAUAAGAGUACAGGUACUGGAACUAAAAGAAAAUCGCGUUCAGAUAGUGAGGCUGAAAUACAAGUAAAUAAGUUGUUGCAAACAUUCACCCUAGACGUGUGGAAUCAUGAAAACGUAAGUUUUGAUGAAAGAGAUGCCUUGCGAUUCUUGGAUCAGGAUGUGAAACUGAAGAUUAGGGAAGGAGAUGCAAAAAGCAUUUUGAAUUUCUUUUGUCGCAUGCAAUUGAUGAGUCCAAACUUUUUUUAUUUGAUGGAUCUCAACAAUGAAGGAAAUGUGAGGAAUGUUUUCUGGGCUGAUUCUAGGUCUCGAUCUGCCUAUCAUUACUUUAGUGAUGUUGUUGCAGUUGACACCACCUAUUUGGCAAAUAGAUAUGAGAUACCAUUAGUGGCAUUUGUUGGGGUAAAUCACCAUGGACAAUUUAUUUUAUUAGGUUGUGGUUUGCUUGCAGGUGAGACAGUAGAGUCAUAUUAUUGGUUGUUGAAGGCAUGGGUUACCUGCAUGCUAGGGCGCACACCAUCUGUUAUAGUCACGGACCAUUGUAGGGCCAUACAAAGAGCAAUUGAUGUGAUAUUCCCAAGAACCCAUCAUCAUAUUUCUUUCUGGCACAUUAUGCAAAAAGUUCCAGAGAAACUGAAAGAAUUGUGUGAAUAUGAAUCAAUUAGAAGUGCAUUUAACAGAGCAGUUUACGAUUCUUUGAGAGUAAAUGAAUUUGAAACAGCUUGGGGGGAUACAAUCCAGAGAUAUGUGAUUGGGAAUCAUGAAUGGAUUCAGAUGUUGCAUGAAGAUCGCCAAAGAUGGGCUCCAGCCUAUUCAAAAGAUGUGUUUCUUGCCGGUAUGUCCACUACCCAACGAAACGAGAGCAUGCAUGCAUUUUUUGAUGGACUUGUGAAUAGACAGACUUCUUUGAAAGAGUUCCUCGACAAGUAUGACUUAGCUAUGCAGAAGAAGCUUCAGAAAGAAGCCAGAGCAGAUUUUGAGUCAAUACAUUUCAAUCCUGUCUUAAAGACAAAAUGUUGUUUUGAAUCACAGCUCUCAAAAGUGUAUACAAGUGAAAUUUUUAAGAAGUUCCAGGUUGAAGUUGAGGAGAUGUUCUCGUGUUUUAAUACAACACAAGUUCAUGUUGAUGGUCCAGUUACAGUGUACAUUGUUAAAGAACGUGUUGAUGGUGAGGGAGGUAGGAGGGAGAUUAGGGAUUAUGAAGUUUUAUAUAGUGCAGCUGAAGUAGAAGUUCGUUGCAUUUGCAACUUGUUCAACUUUAAAGGUUAUCUUUGUAGACAUGCUCUCACUGUCCUUAACUAUAAUGGUGUAGUGGAGAUUCCUUCUCAGUAUAUUCUUCCGCGAUGGAGAAAGGAUUUGAAGCACAUGCAUGUUCCAGAUUAUGGGUCCAACAGUAUUGAUGCCAAUAGCUCAUUGCAAUGGUGUGAGCAUUUGUAUAAACGUGCCAUGCAAGUUCUGGAUGAAGGGUUGAGAUCUAAAGAACAUUGCAGAGUUGCUCUGCAAUCUUUAGAGGAGUUGUUGGACAGGAUUCGUCAAUUAUAGCCCUAUUGAGGCAAGGAUUCCCAGUAUAACAAAACCGGCAGGAUUAAAUUCUGAAAUCUGCAACCAUUGCAAGCUGUUCAUUUGGAAGCAAAAGAAAUUGAGGACAAGCCCAUGAAACAAGGUUCUGUAAGAGCAUUUGAAGGCCUAAAUACUGGUGCUGUACUUUUACAUUAAUUUCACUACAAACUGUGCUAUAUUUGUGUCUGAUAUUUUCCAAUCUAUGUUUCAUAGUUGUAAAAGAAAGAGGCUUAAAGAGCACAUUGGUUUUGCUGUGGACCACUGUGCUGAGGUAUCACCAAAUCUUGGGAACCUCAUUGGCAGAUGAGAGGCAUCAUUAUGACUGGUUAGAAGUCUAAAAUGCUUUGCAAUUUUUUUUAUGUACUUUUAAUAACUCUGUAAUUGCAUAGUAUGCAAUCAGCACCCAACUAAAUUAACAAUUGGAUCUAGCUUUUAAA